Penicillium digitatum Pd1 is the source of this 633-nucleotide messenger RNA. RefSeq lists its product as uncharacterized. NCBI's taxonomy places the organism in Eukaryota, Fungi, Ascomycota, Eurotiomycetes, Eurotiales, Aspergillaceae. Gene Ontology annotation, biological process: DNA replication. Gene Ontology annotation, cellular component: nuclear origin of replication recognition complex. The record is from RefSeq and is a predicted model, not a curated record. Gene Ontology annotation, molecular function: DNA binding.
AUGUCCAACGACGAACCGGGGUGGGACCGGGAAAGCUUGGAUUUCCUUGAGCCUAUUGUGUCCAUCAAUGGUUCUGAUAAGGACGAUGAUUUCAAAGAACUAGUCUACGCCAUGGCUGUUGCUGUAUACUUCCUUGUGCUCGCCCGUCGGCGUAACCCCGGGCCAGAUGCAGAGGCGGAUAUCGAAGCGCAGAAAAUGGACAAGAAGACUUUUAUUGAAAUGCGUCAGACCGCACUGAACAGCCUUGGGCUGAAGGCUAAUGACCGGAGGCAUCGUGAUGAUGUUGACCAAUGGAUCACUCUUAUCAUGGAGCAAGGAUGGGCCAACGGUCAAGAAUGGUUCGAGAAUAUCCCCUAUGCUGGACAGCUCUAUGGCGAAGACGAAGAAGGCAGGUCCUACCAAGAUCUGGACGAAGAGGAUGCGACACUCAGGGGUGUUAGGCCGCCUAAACGUUCGGCAGCUGGGAGUGGGACUCGUAUCUCGCAGUCAGAUCAUGCUCCGCGUGGCGGUCUUUUGCCUGGACUGGGUACAAUGAUGCAGGAUCGAGUUGACUGGUUGUGUGAUGAUCGUCAAGAGGAUUAUGUGAAUUGGAAAGCGGACAUCAUGGCUCGCAUCGAAGGUGCAGCUGUUUAA